Messenger RNA from Gambusia affinis (western mosquitofish), 1858 nucleotides. RefSeq names its product myeloid-associated differentiation marker homolog. NCBI's taxonomy places the organism in Eukaryota, Metazoa, Chordata, Actinopteri, Cyprinodontiformes, Poeciliidae. The record is from RefSeq and is a predicted model, not a curated record. Bases 73 to 927 code for a protein of 284 amino acids. Gene Ontology annotation, cellular component: membrane. The transcript has 2 exons.
GUCAAAGAAGAAGAACUGCUGUGAGCUUAAGAACCAACAGAACAGCAGGCCGACGGCAGAAUCACAGUCAAGAUGGUUACGCUGGAUUUUAAGACGCUUACGGUACCUGUGGGUAUUUUGAGGAUAUUGGCAGUCGUUUUCACGUGCGUCACUUUCAGCUUGGUUGCAUCUUAUGGCCAUGAAUCGUCGUCAUUUUGGUCAUGGUGCAUGUUCUCUUGGUGCUUCUGCUUCUCUGUCACCCUCAUCAUUCUGGUCCUGGAAUUCACCAGCCUCAGCUCGAAGCUGCCCAUCUCCUGGGAUGAUUUUACCACCGCCUUUGCCAUGUUGGCAACCUUAAUGGUGCUCACAGCAUCCCUCCUCUACUCCAUCUUCUACACUUGUAGUGGUUGUGGCAAAGACAUUGCGGUCUGUGUUUUCUCCUUCCUGACCUUCAUCCUCUACACUGUCGAGGUUGGACUGACUCGGGCCAAGCCUGGUGAAAUCAGUGGGUUUCUCUCCACUGUGCCUGGCUUGCUCAAAGUUCUGGAGGCCUUCGUGGCCUGCAUCAUCUUCAUCUGUAUGGGCAUGGUAGGCCUGUACGAGAAAUCGCCAGGUCUUCAGUGGUGUAUUGCUGUCUACUCCAUUUGUUUCAUUUUUUCCCUCCUUAUCAUUAUUUUAACUAUCGGCCGCCUGCUGUCCCUCUUCCCUGCACCUUUUAGCAAAGUUCUGAUGGUUUGUAAUGUGCUGUCCGUGCUAAUGUACAUCACAGCUGCUGUCAUCUGGCCUUUCUACACCUUUAGGAAUUAUCCCAGACCAAGCUCCUGCUCUUUUUACUGCGCGUGGAAUUAUUAUUUUGUUAUCACUUUCAUGACCUAUUUUAACCUGAUUGCUUAUAUUGUUGACACAGUAUAUUCUUUCAGGUUGGUUUUUUUCACCACUCCGACAUAAGCACAUUGUGGCAUUGAUCUGAAUGAGGAGAUUUUGUGUUUGUUGGAAUUUUGCUUUUGUAAAAUUUUGUCUUUUUAUUCAGCAUAAUUACAGUGUGAUAUAUUUCCAUUUUACAUGCCUGCCUGCUGAUUUCCAUUGUAUUUAGAAAUAUAGUUAUAUUAUGAAUUAUGUAUCUACUUAACUACACUUUUGGAUUUAUCUGCAACAUUCAGCUAAAACCAUGUUGUGCAGGCUUCCUGGGCUGCAGCUGCUGCAUGUUGGUUUAGACAUAUUUAAAUCCUCUAGGAAUAAGUAAAGCUUUAACCAAUCCUGUUCCCAUAGUAGGAUAUCAGCCCAUAGUUUAUUAUGUUUGCAAAGGUGUGUCAAAGUGCAAACAAACUAAAACACAUAGCAACUUUUGUUUGUGAAUUUACGUGUCCAACGUAACUUUUUCUGAGUGGUAAAAUAAAAGACUGAUAGGGGAAGCACUAAAAACACUGAAGAUAAACUGAUAAUUGUUUUCAGAUAAUCAAAGCGGAUCUAUUACGCAAAAUUCACUCCUUGCACAUUUUUGUACUUCCGUUUGGGUCUCUACGGCUUCUAGAAACAUCCACCUGACUUCUUUAAAACAGGUCUGAAAGCAUAUUAAUGUACUCCAGAAUUCAAUCAAAGAAUCACAUGAACUGUUUGCUUGAUCACAUUCUAAGCAUGCUUUGAAGCAUUGUUCUUUAAUAGCAUAAUAUUUGUUGAGCAGUUUUAAAAAAUGUAUUGUAAAAUUUGCUAUACAAGUGCAUAAUGUAUAGAGGUCUCUUUAAGUAAAGCUUAAAGAUUUUGCUUCAAAUUUGAAUUCCUGUAAGCAUUUUGAACUGCCUUGUGUGUUAAUGCUGCUGAGGAAAUAAACUUGCCUUGCCUGUUAAAGAUAGAUAUAAAAGGUGCUUCUUCUCUGUGUUUG